ACAAACAAACAAAACAACAACAAAAACAAAAAAACAGAAAACCUUUCUGUCCAUCUGAAAGUGCUGUUGGAGGAUAUCCGCUGUGGUGUGGUCAUAAGUGGGACUUUUUCUUUCCUCCCCGGGUCCCGAUUGGCUGGUUGUGGUUGACCGAGGGUGGAGUGCGCCAGAGAGGACCCGUGCGCUCCGAGGCUCUCCAGUCAGGUGGCGCCCACACACCCACCGCUCACUCCAGUUUCACUCCAGACUGCGGAGCUCAAUGGGAUGUAGAGGACUUGGUUACCCUCCGCUCCACUUGGCCUCAUCUUCACAACAGAUUCAAGACAUGAGCGGUGUCACAGAUUGGGCAGAGGAGGAGGAGGACCAAGCUCAGGAGGAGGAGGUGCGAUCUCCUCCCCCGUGGUCAGAGGAGCACUAUGAGGAGCUCUGGGAUCGCGUGGAGGGGGUGCGGCACAAGCUCACGCGCAUCCUCAACCCGGCCAAACUCACCCCGUAUCUGCGCCAGUGCAAGGUCAUCGAUGAACAGGAUGAAGACGAGGUGCUCAACUCCACACAGUACCCACUGCGCAUCAGCAAGGCCGGACGUUUGCUGGACAUUCUGCGUGGUCAGGGCCAGCGAGGUCUGCAGGCCUUCAUGGAAUCACUGGAGUUUUACCACCCAGAGCAGUACACACAGCUGACUGGAAAACAGCCCACACAGCGAUGCUCCCUCAUACUGGAUGAAGAGGGUCCAGAGGGUUUGACCCAGUUUCUGCUUCUGGAGGUGCGUAAACUGAGGGAGCAGCUUCGAAACAGCCGUAUGUGUGAGCGACGCCUGUCUCAGCGCUGCCGGAUGGCGGAGGAGGAACGCAGCCGCGCUGAGCGUAAAGCUCAGGAGUUGCGUCACGACAGGCUGCAGCUGGAGAGGCUGCGUCAGGACUGGGAGUCGGCCAGUCGGGAGCUGGGCAAGCUAAAGGACCGGCACCUGGAGCAGGCUGUGAAGUACUCCAGGGCCCUGGAGGAACAAGGCAAGGCCUCCAACCGUGAGAGAGAACUACUGACGCAGGUAGAGGAGCUAAGGUCCAGGCUGACGGAGGCAGAGAAACUCAAUACUCCAGGGAAUAUUACGCCGGUGAAAAGAAACAGUUUGCUCUCCAAUGGAGUGAAUGGUUCUCCACCUGCUUUACCAGAAAAGCCGCUGCACCGUACUGAUGUUGAGAAAGCUGAGAAGAAAGCGACUCAAAAGAGGGACUCAGUUCCUGCCACUGGAGUCAUAGCUCUGAUGGACAUCCUGCAGCAGGACCGCAGGGAGUCUGCAGAGCAGAGGCAGGAGCUCUGUGACAUCAUUACUAGGCUACAGGGGGAGCUGCAGAGCACUGAGGAGCACAGGGACAAGUUGGAGUCGCAGGGUGAGCAGCUACAGCUGAAGGUGAGAACUCUCCAGCUAGACUGGGAGACUGAGCAGAAGAGGUGUGUGUCCUAUUUCAACCAGAUCAUGGAACUGGAAAAGGAGAGAGACCAGGCUCUGCAUAGUCGAGACAGCCUGCAGUUGGAGUACACCGACUGUCUGCUAGAUAAGAACCGUCUGCGUAAACGCAUUGCGGAGCUGCAGGCCAACCUGGAGCAGCAGCAGAGGGAGCUGGAGAGAGAGAGGGAGAGGAACCGAGAGCAGAGGGAGCAGAGCAGCCCCUGUCUGCACUGUUCCCACCUGUCCCUGUGCAGCGAGGACCAGUGCUACGGACCCUGCUGUUCCCUCGGGCUGGACCUGAGACCCCAGGCCAGUAACCCUCAUCUGCUGCUUCGAAAGGCGUCCUCUAGAGGCCAAGCCAAUGAAAACUCUGAGGAUUUGUAUUGUAACUCAGAGGAGAAUCUCCUUUCAUCAGACAACGAGAAGGAAAUAAACCGGCUCUCCACAUUCCCCUUUCCUCCGUGCAUGAACUCCAUCAACCGAAGAUUCAACACAGAGUUUGAUUUGGAGUCCUGGGGCAGCGAUGAGAAUGAUAACAUUACAGGUGAGCAGAGUGAACAGUCUCUGUGGGAUUCCUGUAACUCCCUACACUCUCAUCUCUUCCCCCCUGACCUGGUCAACCUUCCUGCAGUCUCUUCAAAUCAACCCAACGCCGAUGUUCCCAGGAUACCCCCCCGCUCCCCUUCUUCAAGCCCCCCCACCUCACCAAAGCACCGAAAAGCAAGUCUCGCUGACGAUAUCACGAUAGUCGGAGGAAAUGCAACAGGGAUCUUCAUCAGCCACGUGAGAGCUGAUUCCCCAGCUGAACAAUGCGGACUGAAGGAGGGCAGUGAGCUGCUCGAGCUGGAACGAGUCCUGUUUGGUGGGGGCAGUGUGCUGCUGAGCCAGUGCACCGCGGAGGUAGCCCACUUUUCUCUGCAGUGGUGGACUGAGCUGUCAACACUCAAACACCGGAGCAACCCAGAGGCAUACUCCAAGCUGUGCUCCCAGCUCUCAGCACCUACAUUUAUGGGUGCUGACUCCUUCUAUGUUCGUGUCAAUCUCAACAUGGAGCCUCAUGGUGACCCUCCGUCUCUGGGUGUGUCCUGUGACGACAUUGUUCAUGUCACUGACACAAGGUACAAUGGAAAAUACCACUGGCACUGUUCUCUGGUGGACCCACACACAGCCAAGUCCCUGCAGGCAGGGACCAUGCCCAACUACAACAGGGCACAACAGUUGUUACUUAUAAGGUUACGGAAAAUGGCGCUGGAGCAAAAAGACUUCAAGAAGAAGUUCUUGAAGAAACCAUCCGGACGUGUACGACUGGUCAAGGCAGUCGACCCCGGUUGCCGUGGCAUUGGUUCCACACAGCACGUCCUUUACACACUCAGCAAACGUCAUGAGGAGCAUUUGAUCCCAUACAGCGUGGUGCAGCCAGUGCAGGUUCCGACUAAGCGUCCGGUCAUUUUCUCUCCCUCUCUUCUCUCCCGUGGACUCAUAGAAAGGCUGCUGCAACCUGCAGAGUCUGGUCUGAAGUUCAACACCUGCCCACCAGAGCCUAUCCAGCCAUCAGAGAGACGUGACAAGAGAGUGUUCCUGAUGGAUUCCUGCAGUCAAGACCAGGCUCUGGGCAUACGGCUACAAUCAAUACAGGAUAUCAUUAGCCAGGACAAGCACUGUCUGCUGGAGCUUGGCCUGCCCAGUGUUGAGGGCUUAUUAAGACAGGGGAUUUACCCUAUCGUCAUCUACAUCCGUCCUAAGAACAAAAAGCACAAGACGCUCAGGAAGUUUUUUCCGCGGUGUGGAGAAGACAGCAUAAUGGAGGAGGUGUGCCAGGCCGAGGAGCUACAGCUGGAGACACUUCCCCUCCUCUACUACACCCUGGAGCCCAGCGCCUGGAGCUGCACUGAAGAGCUGCUGGCAGGCAUACGCAAUGCCAUCCACAGCCAGCAGAGGGCUGUUGCAUGGGUUGAACUGGACAGGCUUCAGUAGAGGAGAGAGAUACAGCAGAAUGUGGAUAUUCUCUGUGGAUAAAGAAACUGUGCACAGGCACCACAUAAAGUCACAUUUGAUCUUGCUUUUAUUUUAACAGAGUGGACCAAGAUCAACAUUGGACCUACUUGGAUUUUCAAGGCCAGAUUUGGCCUAUUGUACAAGCAUACAAACGGGUACUUUAUAAUUAAAAUCUAUAAAGCCAAGCUGGACUAGCAGAAAAAAUAACCACAUAAGGAAGGUAUUUAUACCUACCAAUAUUUAGCUGUUUUUUCUCAACAGGAAAUGUGUCAUUUAUUGUUACUUUUUACCAUUCAGACACCUCAAUGCACUCAGUUUUAUUAUAUAACACUACUUUAAAACUUAUUGUCAAGGGAGAAUGUAAGGAGGUAGAUUUUUAAAGACUUUGGUUCAUUUGUUAUUAACCCAUGUUGUAAGUGGAAGAUUAAGAUGUGAGGACACAAGGAGGCGUAGAUGGUUGUUGUAUGUUGUAAGCAGGGAUGUAAUGGAGGGCACAAAUCUGCUUAUCCACAUAUUGUGUUUGCGAUGAAGACUGUCUUUGUUUUUGGGCUGAAAUUAUGAGUACGGUAUUUUAAAGAGGAAAACUGAGGAUAUUUUUAGGUGGGCUAUACAUGACUGAAAGUUGUCAUGUGCUGCAUUUUUAUUGACAUUACAUUGUACACCAGAAGCUCUAGUAAAUCAUGAUAUUUUUCUGCUGUCAAAUUUUUAUUUUAUUUUGU
Molecule: messenger RNA, 4158 nt
Organism: Acanthopagrus latus (yellowfin seabream)
Lineage: Eukaryota; Metazoa; Chordata; Actinopteri; Spariformes; Sparidae
Product: caspase recruitment domain-containing protein 10
Exons: 24
Coding region: 257-3418 (1053 amino acids)
Biological process (GO): regulation of apoptotic process
Molecular function (GO): protein binding
Source: RefSeq, a predicted model, not a curated record